Theobroma cacao (cacao) is the source of this 1007-nucleotide messenger RNA. Its product is annotated as FKBP-like peptidyl-prolyl cis-trans isomerase family protein. Gene Ontology annotation, cellular component: cytoplasm. NCBI's taxonomy places the organism in Eukaryota, Viridiplantae, Streptophyta, Magnoliopsida, Malvales, Malvaceae. Gene Ontology annotation, molecular function: peptidyl-prolyl cis-trans isomerase activity. Gene Ontology annotation, biological process: protein peptidyl-prolyl isomerization. The record is from RefSeq and is a predicted model, not a curated record.
UUAUUUGUCCACUUUCAUUUUGGGAAAUACCAGUUUUAUUUCUAUUUUUAUUUUUAAACUCUUCAGUGUGAACCCCAAAAAACAAAGCUCCAAUUUGACGCCUAUAUGGCCACCAGAAUCGACGGCGAUUUAUCCCGAAACAUCGCCCGCGACCCGACCCGAAUACCCAAUCACUCACUCUUUCUUAGCAUCCUCAGUCCUCGCUCCAGUCCGGGUUUUUAAUAGUCUAGACACCAUGGAUGAUGUAAUUGAUUUGACUGGCGAUGGAGGUGUUGUUAAGAAGAUCAUAACUCGAGCCAAAGCUGGUGCUCUUGCUCCUUCUGAGGACCUUCCUAUGGUUGAUGUUCAUUAUGAAGGUACUCUUGCUGAAACUGGUGAAGUUUUUGAUACUACACAUGAAGAUAACUCUGUUUUCUCCUUUGAGCUUGGGAAGGGCACAGUUAUUCAGGCUUGGGACAUAGCAUUGAAAACCAUGAAGGUUGGCGAAGUUGCAAAAAUAACUUGCAAGCCAGAGUAUGCCUAUGGAAGUGCAGGCUCUCCACCUGAUAUCCCACCUAAUGCAACCCUUAUUUUCGAGGUGGAGUUACUGUCCUGCAGGCCACGAAAAGGUUCUAGCCUUGGUAGUGCUUCAGAGGAGAGAGCUAGGCUAGAAGAGCUGAAGAAGCAGAGGGAACUUGCUGCUGCCGUGAAGGAAGAAGAAAAAAAGAAGAGAGAAGAAGCAAAAGCUGCUGCUGCCGCCCGUAUUCAAGCCAAGUUAGAGGCCAAGAAAGGUCAAGGAAAAGGGAAGGGCAAAGCCAAAUAGUUGCUUAUCGCACACUAAUAUAAAGAUUAUAUUUGAUGAUUGGACUAAUAAAAUAUGUAUCAAACUUAUUUUCCAUGUAAGCUCUUUUAAAUGGUGAUACUGGUUACUGUCAAUGUUGAAAAAGGGUGGCUACUACCCUUUUAUCCCUGCUACAUAGCUACUAUGUUGAAAAUUGCGAUAAGCUUAUAUACUUUGUUCAAGCUUU